UUUAACGAUGUUGAACCAUGUGAAAUCGCCAAAUGCCGAUGUUAUGCUGUUUUUUACUUUAAAAAAAAGGCAAAACAGCAAUGUAUAGCCUCGACGUAAUAUGGACCUGACAUAUAUUGAAUGAACUUAUGCACUGGGAAACUGGUGAGAAGAUAAGUGCCAGAUUUUUUGAGUAAGGGGAGGAGGGCGUCCUGGCACCGGAUCCCCCGCUAACCACACACAAGGAAGUUCUCGCGGUUGCUCGGGUCUCCGCUUAAGUUCUGGCCACGCCCUCGUUUUGCAGCCGCCGUAAAGUGCGACGUCGUGGCCACGCCUAUUCGGCGCUUCUUGUGACGCAGUCGCACAGGGUAUUUUUGCGCGGGAAAAGGGGGCAGUCUGGAGCUCUAGCCGGUGUCGCUGGGACGGGCGGUUUCUGCGGAGGUUGCCUCUCGCUCCCUAUCCCUGCUGGCUAUGGGGUUGCUGGAGCUGUGCGAGGAAGUGUUCGGUACCGCCGACCUUUACCGAGUGUUGGGCGUGCGGCGCGAGGCCUCGGACGGCGAGGUCCGACGCGGCUACCACAAGGUGUCUCUGCGGGUGCACCCGGACCGGGUCGGCGACGACGACAAAGAGGACGCCACCCGCCGCUUCCAGAUCCUCGGGAAAGUCUAUUCUGUUUUGAGCGACAAAGAACAGAGAGCAUUGUACGAUGAGCAGGGAACAGUGGACGAAGAUUCUGAUGUGCUCAACCAAGAUCGGGACUGGGAGACGUAUUGGAGGUUACUUUUUAAAAAGAUAUCUCUAGAAGACAUUCAAGCUUUUGAAAAGACAUACAAAGGUUCUGAAGAAGAGCUGGCGGAUAUUAAACAGGCCUAUUUGGAUUUCAAGGGUGACAUAGAUCAGAUCAUGGAGUCUGUGCUGUGUGUGCAGUACACAGAAGAACCCAGGAUAAGGAACAUUAUUCAGCAAGCCAUUGAUGCUGGCGAGAUCCCAUCCUAUAAUGCCUUUGUCAAAGAAUCGAAGCAAAAGAUGAAUGCAAGGAAAAGGAGGGCUCAGGAAGAGGCUAAAGAAGCAGAAAUAAGCAGGAAGGAGUUGGGCCUUGACGAAGGAGUAAACUUGAAAGCAGUCAUUCAGAGCAGACAAAAGGAUCGGCAAAAAGAAAUGGACAAUUUUCUGGCUCAAAUGGAAGCAAAGUACUGCAAACCUUCUAAACGAGGAGGGAAAAAAACGCCUCUCAAGAAAGAAAAGAAAUAAUGGAAUUUUCUCUUCAAAAGACUUUAGGUGUUAAUUGGUGCCAUCGUAGGCAAGAUACAGUCAAGAUUUGAAGACAAAAGUCAACCCUCCCUUGAAAAAAGUUGUCUUUCCAGGCUCAAUUAUUCAGCUCAGUUCUGUAAACCAAGCAGAAUCUCUCAACCUGAUUUUCGUAGUCUUAGAAAUCCCCUGACAUUCUUUGAGGUCCUGCAUGAAGGAAUUUGGUGAUUUUUGAGGGAAUGGAGGAGAGUGGUAUACUUCCUGGCAGUGCUUGUGUCUGUGGAUCUUCUGUACAAGGAACUCUUAUCUGGGAUGUGGGUCUGUCCCAUACUGCCUUCAGCAGUUGUUGUUUUGCCACGCGGGAGUGUGUGCACAGCUCUGGAGUAUUCAGAGUGUUGUGUUUAUUAGAACAGUAACUCUACCUAGCUAGAACGCUUUCAGAGCCCUUGCUGGACAUGUGUCUUUCAAAUAUUUGCCAGUUUGCUUUCAUUUUAAUCUUGAAUAGAUCCUCUCUCCUUUUGUUUUAUUCAGCCAGGUUUUGUACUCUUUGUUUGAAAUAUAGGAGAAACAGAUGUUGAGAUUACUUCAGACAUCUUUGUAAGACUCACACAUGAUGAAAUAAACAAGUUAAAAAUGACUGUUAAGUUCUGGGGCCUUUUAAAUGAUCUCAGUGAUCAUUUAACGAUGAUCUAGAAAAACUAUGAAUGGUGUUCAGAGAAGAGAGAAAAGUAAACCAAGUCAGCUUUAUAGUAGGUAGCCGGAUUUAAGUAGCAUAAAGAGAAGUUGUCCUACCUGUAACUGUUGAAAGUCUGUCCUUAAGCAGGUCGCAGACCUUGUUUGAACUUGUUGCCUCAUCUAUAAAAGGGUGAGGGAGUUGGUUGGGCUAAAUGACUGCUUAAGGGCUCCUUCUGAUUCUCUUAACUUUCGAAGGCAGGCCAUCUUGAUCCAGUGGUUUGUUAUCAUACACUCAUGGUAUUGAUUUGUGAGAAUGGUAUAGAGAUGUUUACUUACAUUUAGUCAAAUUGGUAUGUACACAUUGGAAUAUAUGGACAUUUUUUGGCAACUGAUAAAAGUCUCUGAGUUAUAGACUUUUAUGCAUAUGGCAUUGAAUAUAUAACAACUUUUCUGUUACUGAGUUUUAUGUAUGAUACUUUAUCUGAGGUAAGCACAUGACACAUUUUUAGUUUGGUUACAAACAGGUUAAAAAAUACUCCUUAAUUGUAUUAAAGUAUAAUUUAAUGCAGGUUGUUUUGAAGCAUCUGUCUUCAUAUGAUAGCAUUAGUACACUUAGAUAAAAUAAAAAAAUUACCCCUAUUUAUAAUUACUUGAGUUUAUCCACUCUGAAGAUUUACAGUAAAUUAAAGUUCAAUGAAAUUUAAAUAAAAUAAAUUGAAGCCAUAGUUAAAACCACUGCUGCCUUUAUGAAUGUCCUCCAAAAAAGGUCCAUAGUGAAAUCAGAAGAAUGCUGAAGUUCUAUUCUUCUGCUAUUAGGAUAUGUUUAUACUAAACUAAUUACCAGAGUUUCUGAAAUGUUAAGGUAUUGCUGGAUCACCAAUAGAUUCUAUAAAUUUUUUGUUUACUUAGAGUUUAAGGAGAAAAUCUGGUAAGACGAGUUUAAUAGUAUAUAUAUAUAUAUAUAUAUAUGAAUAUAUGACCACUAAGGUCUUUUAAGAAGAAAAGAAGCAUAAUCUUGAUAGGAAGCAGGCCUUGUGAGGUUGAGCUGUCCUAUCUGAAAAUAUAUAUACAUUAUGACUUACUAAUAAGUUACUUUAUACCAGUGCUCCACAUUUAUGUCUUUAGUUAACUUAGCCCUUCCCAUGUCUCUUUGCCUAUAAGAUUGGGCAUCUAAAGAGAAAGUUAGGAAUGACAUCUGUUUGAUGAGUAACUCAGAUUUUUGACAGCUCUGUCUCCUAAACAUGCCUUAAAAAUAAGUACAACUCUCCAGAAAUUCAUAUAAGCAGAAGUAUUCUAAAGCCAGUGAUAAUGUUAUCAAACCAUUAUUUGCUGCUUUUUGUGUAUGUAUAGUCUCAGAAUCCUGUAAUAGUUGAGCUGAUCAUUGUUAACAGACAACAUGAGUUUUGGGGAUAAUUAUUCAUUUGUUACAUCUUUGGGUACAAAUUUUAAGUCCAAUGGAAUAGGUUAACUUAUGCUGAAAGAAUAUAGGAACUGGAGAGGGAAACAGUAUCCAUGUAAUCUUUGGCGGAUCCUCUUUCUCAGUUAUAUCAGAUUAACACUUCAUGAAGAUGGUUUUAAGUUGUCUCUUGUAUACAAGCUUUGCAUCACAAGAUGACUGAACACUGACCAUGAAUUUUUCUCACGUGUUGCCUGCAGCCUGAAGCAGGUUCUUCUCAUUUGCCCUAUGGUGCCUGCCUGGUUCUAGAGACUGGUCCACCUCUGUUUUGAGAUUUUGUAGACCCAUGUAAGUGAGGACCUGUCAGACAAAGGUGACAUCAUAGAGUAACAUUAGUAGACAUUCUAGAUUUGGUAAUCUCAAGUUCAUAUCUAAGGGCUUUUUUGUUCCAGUUAUCAGUCGGACUUAAAUUUGGAGACUGGGACUAAGUAGUAAAGUAUAUAUUCAUCAAGGCAAUAAAAACCACAUUUGCAUUAUUUUAUCACUUAAAACCAGAAAAACUGUAUUAAGAUAUAAAAUCUAGUUUUAUUUAUUUAUUUAUGUUAAAGGUUUUAUUUAUUUAUUUGACAGAGAGAGACACAGUGAGAGAGGGAACACAAGCAGGGGGAGUGGGAGAGGGAGAAGCAGGCUUCCCGCCCAGCAGGGAGCCCGAUGCGGGGCUCGAUCCCAGGACUCUGGGAUCAUGACCUAAGCCGAAGUGAAAUCUAGUUUUAGAGGAGAGGCCACUGGGCGCCUGGGUGGCUUAGUCAGUUAAGCAUCUGCCUUCGGCCUAAAUCAUGAUCCCAGGGUCGUGGGUUGAGCCCCGAAUUGGGCUCUCUGCUCAGUGGGGAGUCUACUUCUCCCUCUGCCCCUCCCUCCUGCUUGUGUUCUCUCUGUCUCUUAAAUAAAUAAAAUCUUUUAAAAAAAAUGAACUAUUAGAGAAGAGGCUACUGAUUAAAAAGGACUAAUAUGUCUGUUUGACUUAUCUAAAUGUUACGACUGUCAACAAGGCUGAAUGUAGUUAACUCUAGCUCAGCAUUGCUUCUCUAUGAGGACUAAUCCAAGAAAGAAUCCAUGGAAAGCAUUCAGAGACUACCAAACAAUGCUAACAGGAAAUGAACAAGAGAAUUCACUUGGAUGACAGAGAUGGUUUGAGGCAGAUUACUUUUUAAUGUAACUUGUGGAUUAAUCUUAUUAACAGGAAAUAUUUCAACUGCCUAAUACUUCUGAUUUCACCUACAACAUGGGAAGGACCCUGAUGGUCGUGAAUGUUAUCGUUAUAGGAAGAAUUAAGAUACCCUUAAAUUUUCUCCCCUCCUGUGAAAAUACAAUCUAUAGAAUAUGACUUAGAAAUAAAAAAUUAAUGGGAUGGACUCAGA
Messenger RNA from Mirounga angustirostris (Northern elephant seal), 4716 nucleotides. RefSeq names its product DnaJ heat shock protein family (Hsp40) member C9 (gene DNAJC9). Bases 451 to 1230 code for a protein of 259 amino acids. The record is from RefSeq and is a predicted model, not a curated record. Gene Ontology annotation, molecular function: heat shock protein binding. Gene Ontology annotation, cellular component: cytoplasm; nucleus. Lineage: Eukaryota; Metazoa; Chordata; Mammalia; Carnivora; Phocidae. The transcript has 5 exons.